AUUUAAUCAGACGAAUAAAUAAUUUAAUUAAUAACAAUAACAAAGGAGUAAACGAAAAAUAAUAAUAACGUAGUGCCAUAAACUCGGAGAUAUCAUCAAUCGGAUAAAAUGGAUUUCUACACAAAUAAACCCAAAAAUGUUGAUGUUCGCAAAAUGGACACACAACUUGUGUGGGCCCGUGAUCCCGUCGAGGGUUAUAUCCAGUGCCGAAUAUCAGAAAUUGGUGCUAAGGAUUUUGAAGUGACACCUCUGGAUCGUAAAUACCCCAAACGAUCAUGUCACAUGGACGAUAUAUUCUCAUCGUGUGAUGGACCACAGGAUCACGAUGACAAUUGUGAAUUAAUGCUACUAAACGAAGCCACAUUUUUGGAUAAUUUAAAGACACGUUAUUACAAGGACAAAAUCUAUACAUAUGUGGCCAAUAUUUUAAUAGCCAUAAAUCCCUAUCGUGAAAUUACAGAUCUCUAUGCACCUGCAACUAUUAAAAAAUAUAAUGGACGUUCCUUGGGUGAAUUGCCGCCCCAUGUAUUUGCCAUAGCUGAUAAGGCUAUACGCGAUAUGCGCGUAUACAAAGAAUCCCAAUCGAUCAUUGUCUCUGGUGAAUCUGGAGCUGGUAAAACAGAAUCAACAAAAUAUCUAUUGAAAUAUUUGUGUCAUUCGCAUGACAGUGCCGGUCCCAUAGAGCAAAAAAUCUUAGAUGCCAAUCCUGUCCUGGAAGCCUUCGGUAAUGCCAAAACAACACGCAACAACAAUUCAUCACGUUUUGGUAAAUUCAUUGAAGUUCACUACGAUGCUAAAUGUCAAGUGGUCGGUGGUUAUAUUUCCCAUUAUCUGCUCGAGAAAAGUCGUAUCUGUUCUCAAAGCGCUGAGGAACGUAACUAUCAUGUAUUCUAUAUGCUCUUGGCUGGAGCGCCACAACAAUUGCGUGAUAAAUUAAGCUUAGGCAAACCAGAUGAUUAUCGGUAUCUCUCCGGCUGUACACAGUAUUUUGCCAAUGGCAAAACUGAACAACUAAUACCAUCGACACAGAAAUCGGCUUCACAUCUGAAAAAUGGACCACUUAAGGAUCCCAUUAUUGAUGAUUAUAAUCAUUUCCAAAAUUUGGACAAAGCACUAGGGCGUCUUGGUUUGAGUGAAGUACAAAAAUUAGAAAUUUACUCUUUGGUUGCAGCUGUACUGCAUUUGGGCAAUAUUUCCUUUGAAGAGAUACCCGAUGAUGUGCGUGGAGGUUGUCAGGUUUCUCAGUCAUCCGAAAAAUCAUUGACCACAACAUGUCGUUUGCUGGGUGUGGAUCCAGAUGAGUUAAGGCAGGCGUUGGUUUCCAGAGUAAUGCAAAGCAAAGGAGGCGGUUUCAAGGGGACAGUGAUAAUGGUACCUCUUAAAAUCUAUGAAGCAUCAAAUGCACGCGAUGCCUUGGCCAAGGCCAUUUACAGCCGUCUCUUCGAUCGCAUUGUGGCUUUAAUCAAUCAAAGCAUACCCUUCCAAGCGUCCAACUUCUACAUUGGCGUUUUAGAUAUUGCUGGUUUUGAAUAUUUCACUGUGAAUUCCUUUGAACAGUUCUGUAUUAAUUACUGUAAUGAAAAGUUGCAGAAAUUCUUUAACGACAACAUUUUGAAAAAUGAACAAGAAUUGUACAAACGUGAAGGUCUUAAUGUUCCUGAGAUUACCUUUACCGAUAAUCAAGAUAUUAUUGAUCUUAUUGAAAACAAAUCAAACGGUAUCUUCACCUUAUUGGACGAGGAAAGUAAACUGCCAAAACCUGCAGCUGUACAUUUUACCACCGAAGUACAUAAGGCAUGGUCAAAUCAUUUCCGUUUGGGCUUGCCGCGGUCAUCGCGUCUCAAGGCUCAUCGUACGCUGCGCGAUGAGGAAGGUUUCUUGGUGCGUCACUUUGCCGGAGCUGUGUGCUAUAAUACUGAACAAUUUAUUGAGAAAAAUAAUGAUGCUCUGCAUGCAUCUCUCGAGGGUUUGGUUCAAGAAUGUGAAAAUCCUCUUUUGAAAUCAUUGUUUUCCUCGGGAACAACAUCUGUGAGAGGCAAAUUAAAUUUCAUUUCUGUUGGUUCGAAGUUUAAAACACAAUUGGCUGAAUUAAUGGAAAAACUGGAAAAGAAUGGCACCAAUUUUAUACGUUGCAUUAAGCCCAAUAGCAAAAUGAUUGACCGCGAAUUUGAAGGCGGUCUGGCCUUGGCACAACUGAAAUGUUCUGGUACGAUUUCCGUAUUGGAAUUAAUGGAACAUGGUUAUCCAUCACGUGUACCAUUUUCCGAUCUCUAUAAUAUGUAUAAAUCAUUCUUGCCACCUGAAUUAGCAAAACUGCCAGCUCGUACCUUCUGCGAGGCUAUGUUGCAAUCUUUGAACUUAAGUUCCAAAGAUUUUAAAUUUGGUAUAACCAAGGUAUUUUUCCGGCCCGGCAAAUUUGUAGAAUUUGAUCGCAUUAUGAAAUCGGAUCCAGAAAAUCUUUUGGCAAUUGUUGCCAAAGUUAAGAAAUGGCUGAUACGUUCUAGAUGGGUAAAAUCAACCUUGGGAGCAGUUUGUGUAAUAAAAUUACGCAAUCGCAUUAAAUAUCGUAAUAAAUGUGUUUUGGUCAUACAAAGCACGGUACGUGGCUUUUUGGCUCGCAAACAUCAUCGCCCCCGCUUCCAGGGUAUUUCUAAAAUCAAUAAAAUUCGUUCAAAUGCCGAAAAGACCAUUGAAAUUGCCGGUGGCUUGAAGAACGGUCGUGAAGUUAUUCUAAAUGAAGUGGCCGAAAUUGAACGUCAAAUUGAUGAAAGUAUACGCAAGAUUAAGAUGAACGAGAAAAUUGCUCCACGUGAAAUUGAUGGCAUGUACACAAAUAUUAUGGCGAAUAUGAAUAAGAUCACGGUGGAUUUGAAUAGUAAACUUAAGGAACAACAACAGGCUGAAGAGCAGGAGCGUUUGCGUAAGAUUCAAGAAGCUUUGGAAGCCGAACGUCGUGCUAAAGAGGAAGAAGAGCGACGUUUGCGUGAGGAAGAAGACAAUAAACGGCUCAAGGCAGAAAUGGAGUCUCGUCGCAAGGCUGAAGAAGUGCAACGUCUUAAACAAGAAGAAGAGGAUCGUAGAGCUGCUCUGGCACUACAGGCACAAUUAGAAAAAGAGGCAAUAGACGAUGCUAAAUAUCGACAACAAUUGGAACAAGAACGACGGGAUCAUGAAUUGGCAUUGAGAUUGGCUACUGAGUCCAAUGGACAAGUAGAAGACAGUCCGCCAAUGAUAAGAAAUGGUCAAACGGAUAUGUCGCCAGUGGGUCCAAAUAAACUGAUCAGUUUUACCAGAGAUGUUUCCGAAUUAGCAUCUCGUUAUUUAAGACAGAAAUCUGAAAAUGUUCGUGCUCAACAACAGGCUUUGGGAAAACAAAAAUACGAUUUAUCAAAAUGGAAAUAUUCGGAACUGCGUGAUGCAAUUAACACUUCCUGUGAUAUUGAAUUGCUUGAGGCUUGCCGUCAAGAAUUCCAUCGCCGCUUGAAGGUCUAUCAUGCAUGGAAGGCAAAGAACCGUAAACGUACCACCAUGGAUGAAAAUGAACGGGCCCCAAAGAGUGUUAUGGAAGCAGCUUCUAAGGCCCCGCCAUUGGUACAACCUAAACAAGAAAUUACAACUGCCCAGCAUCGUUAUUUCCGUAUACCGUUUAUGAGGGCCAAUGCUCCGGAAAAUACAAAACGUGGUUUGUGGUAUGCCCACUUUGAUGGUCAAUGGAUUGCCCGACAAAUGGAAUUACAUGCGGAUAAACCACCCAUUCUAUUGACAGCUGGUAUUGACGAUAUGCAAAUGUGUGAAUUAAGUUUAGAAGAGACCGGCUUAACCCGCAAACGUGGAGCGGAAAUUCUGGAACAUGAAUUUAAUCGUGAAUGGGAGAAACAUGGUGGCAAACCAUAUAAAAAUUUAGGUGCUAAAUAAAAAAUUCAAAAACUAAAAAAAAAUAUUUUUAAAAUUUAUUUUUUAGUGUAUUAUGAAAACAAAAAUUAAGACACAAACAUCCGUACAUAUGUAUUUCAAAUUUAUAAUUAAAAAUUAUAAAAUAAUAAAAAAACAAAUGGAAAUAUUACCACAUAACAGGAAAUCUAAAUUAAAUGAUAAGAAAACGAAUUACAAAUAAAAAGAAUCAUACGACAAAACAAAAAUCAAUCAAAGGGGGCAUUAAAUAUUUUUACACAUAAAACAGAAACAACAAUAAUACGUAGAUAGUAUACUUUAUGUAGACACCUAAAAAAACAUAAUCCUUCCAAUGACAACACGAAAAUAAUAAGAACAUAUGAAAUGAAUGUCUUUUAAUUCCUAAUACCAUUAAAGAAAUAACAAAAUUUAUACUAAAAAAUUGUAAACAAAAUAAAUUGAUAUUUUCCUCGUUAUGUAAAACCGGGCAUUCUUUAUUAGAUUAUUAUUUAUAAAAAGAAUUAAUCAUUUCAUUUCAAUUUACACUGUAUGUCUUGUAAGUAUUAUCAUUAAACAAUUUUACAUAUUUUUUUGUAAUAAUAAUAUUUUUGAAUAAUUUCCAAUAGUUUAUAUCUUAAAUAUGAUGCAAACAAAAAUAAAACAAAUCAAAAGUAAUUAAA
Musca domestica (house fly) is the source of this 4571-nucleotide messenger RNA. RefSeq names its product myosin heavy chain 95F. The coding region runs from base 109 to 3915 and encodes 1268 amino acids. The record is from RefSeq and is a predicted model, not a curated record. Lineage: Eukaryota; Metazoa; Arthropoda; Insecta; Diptera; Muscidae. The transcript is spliced from 20 exons. Gene Ontology annotation, molecular function: actin filament binding; ATP binding; microfilament motor activity. Gene Ontology annotation, biological process: actin filament organization; endocytosis; vesicle transport along actin filament. Gene Ontology annotation, cellular component: cytoplasm; actin cytoskeleton; myosin complex.